CGCUGCAAACUAUUGUUAUUUUGCUGGUAGUAAACAUCUCUGCAGCCUCAGAUUGAUUGCAAUGUUCCUUCUACUUCAUUUCGUCAUUCGGAUAGGUAUCAAAGAUUUUGCACUGACUGAAGGCGGUACAGUCACUCCUUUGUGCCCAAAAGGAUAUUUCCCCUGCGGGAAUCUGACCAAGUGCCUGCCCCGCGCUUUCCACUGCGACGGCGUGAACGACUGCGGGAACGGGGCUGAUGAGGGCAACUGCGGAGAUACGAGUGGAUGGGCAACUAUAUUUGGCACAGUCCAUGGAAAUGCUAAUAAUGUGACAUUAACACAGGAGUGCUUUCUAGAACAGUUUCCACAGCGUUGUGACUGCAAAGAAACUGAGCUGGAAUGCGUGGAUGCUGGCUUAAAGUUCGUGCCCGUGAUUUCCAGCAAUGCCACCUUGCUGUCUCUUAAGAAAAACAACAUUCACAGUCUUCCAGAUAAAGUUUUCAUCAAAUACACAGAACUUAAAAAGAUAUUCCUUCAGCAUAACUGUAUUAGACACAUAUCCAGGAAAGCAUUUUUUGGAUUACAUAAUCUGCAAAUAUUAUAUCUCAGCCACAACUGCAUUACAGCUCUCAGACCUGGAGUAUUCAAAGACUUGCAUCAGCUAACUUGGCUAAUUCUAGACGACAAUCCAAUCACCAGAAUUUCACAGCGGUUGUUUACGGGAUUGAAGUCCUUAUUUUUCCUGUCUAUGGUUAAUAACCACUUAGAAGCUCUUCCCAAGGAGGUGUGCACCCAAAUGCCUCACCUCAACUGGAUGGAUUUGGAAGGCAAUGGAAUAAAAUACCUUACAAAUUCCACCUUUCUGUCAUGCAGUUCACUCACUGUGCUGUUUCUGCCUAGAAAUCAAAUUGAUUUUGUUCCAGAGACGACAUUUGCCUCAUUAAAAAAUUUAGGAGAACUGGACCUGUCUAGCAAUAUGAUAAUGGAGCUACCACUGCACAUUUUUGAAAACCUGAGGCUUCUACAAAAAUUGAAUCUGUCAUCCAAUCCUCUUUUAUAUCUCCAUAAGAACCAGUUUGAAAACCUUGAACAACUCCAGUCUCUAGACCUGGAAAGGAUAGAGAUUCCAAAUAUAAAUACACAAAUGUUUCAGCCCAUGAAGAAUCUUUCUCACAUUUAUUUUAAAAACUUUCGAUACUGCUCCUAUGCUCCCCAUGUCCGAAUAUGUAUGCCCUUGACUGAUGGCAUUUCUUCAUUUGAGGACCUCUUGGCCAACAAUAUCCUCAGAAUAUUUGUCUGGGUUAUAGCUUGCAUAACCUGCCUCGGAAAUCUUUUUGUCAUUGGCAUGAGAUCUAUCAUUAAAGCCGAAAAUACGACUCACGCUAUGUCCAUCAAAAUCCUUUGCUGUGCGGACUGCCUGAUGGGCGUCUAUCUGUUCUUCAUUGGCUUUUCCGAUCUGAAAUACCGCGGGCAGUAUCAGAAGUACGCGCUGCUGUGGAUGGAGAGCUUGCAGUGCCGCCUCAUGGGGUUCCUGGCCGUGCUGUCCACCGAAGUCUCCGUGCUCUUGCUCACCUACUUGACUCUGGAGAAGUUCCUGGCCGUUGUCUUUCCCUUCAGUAACCUUCGUCCUGGAAAACGACAGACCUCGGUCAUCCUCUUGGGCAUCUGGAUCGUGGGGUUUUUAAUAGCGGUGAUUCCCUUUUGGAAUGAGGAUUAUUUUGGAAACUUUUAUGGAAAAAAUGGAGUCUGUUUCCCCCUUUAUUAUGACCAAACAGAAGACGUCGGAAGCAAAGGAUAUUCUCUGGGCAUUUUCCUAGGUGUGAACUUGCUGGCUUUUCUCAUCAUCGUCUUUUCCUAUACUAUCAUGUUCUGUUCCAUUCAAAAAACUGCCUUGCAAACUUCGGAAGUGAAGAAUCACAUUGGAAGAGAGGUGGCCGUUGCAAAUCGCUUCUUUUUUAUAGUGUUCUCUGAUGCCAUCUGCUGGAUUCCGGUAUUUGUCAUUAAAGUUCUUUCCCUCUUCCGGGUGGAAAUACCAGGCCCAGUCACUUCCUGGGUGGUGGUUUUCUUCCUGCCGGUCAGCAGUGCCUUGAACCCCAUCCUCUACACACUCACAACCAGCUUCUUCCAGGACAAGUUUAAACAGCUGCUGCACAAACACCGAAGGGAAUCGGUUUUCAAAACUAAAAACAAGAGUGUAUCCACGUCCAUUGUGUGGACAGAUGAUUCCUCUUCACUUAAACUUGGGGUUCUGAACAAAAUAGCCCUUGGCGAUAGUAUGGGGAAACCAAUUUCCUACUAA
Molecule: messenger RNA, 2278 nt
Organism: Manis pentadactyla (Chinese pangolin)
Lineage: Eukaryota; Metazoa; Chordata; Mammalia; Pholidota; Manidae
Product: relaxin receptor 2
Exons: 18
Coding region: 62-2278 (738 amino acids)
Biological process (GO): G protein-coupled receptor signaling pathway
Cellular component (GO): membrane
Molecular function (GO): protein binding; G protein-coupled receptor activity
Source: RefSeq, a predicted model, not a curated record